AUCUAUUUUACCAUCUCAAAGCAAGAAGGGUCGAGGGGCUGUGUACUUGGUUUUUAACAAAGCCACACUUCAGAAAAUAAGCCCCGGUUAAGAGAUUCGAACUUCGUUGCGGCGCAUAUCAAAAACAGUCGUCGAAGCAGAAGAACAUCAACCCACAAUGUUCGCAACUCUAGUACGAAGGAUGGCUGGGGGGCCUCUACCUUCUAGACUGAGGAAUGCGACAGCGACGCCCUUGGUAGAGGCUUAUAGCAGUCCAUACAAACCCAAGAAGAUCUGGCCGCCAGAUUUCUCCAAGCUCUCCCAAAAGGAACAAUUCCGGUUCGAACGGCGCUACAAGCGGAGGGUAAAGCUUGCGACUGCGCGGCCUCGGUGGGAUAAGCUUGUUCGAUUGACGCAGCUGUUCAGCGUGACUUUUGUCCUGAUUUAUUCUGUCUUGUUUAUGGACUGGCAAACGGAGAACCAGCCGCUCCAAGGGUUCAGAAACAGGUUCUGGAGUGUGCUCGGCGCAUUUUCUCCCGAGCAGAGAGACGAAAGACGAACUCCCGAUAUAGCAGUCAUUGCGAAUUCCAAGUAAAACAUAUCACCUCUAUAUAUUACGAACCUCACAUAGCAUGGUUGGAGUUUGGGGAUGGUGGUUAGGAAUACCCACUCGAUGUGUCAUUUUCACCCCGUAUAAAGUCGGGAUAUUCUACUAUUAAAAGACGAUGCUUCU
Messenger RNA from Daldinia loculata, 712 nucleotides. RefSeq lists its product as uncharacterized. The record is from RefSeq and is a predicted model, not a curated record. Lineage: Eukaryota; Fungi; Ascomycota; Sordariomycetes; Xylariales; Hypoxylaceae. The transcript is spliced from 4 exons. Bases 158 to 574 code for a protein of 138 amino acids.